Molecule: messenger RNA, 1339 nt
Organism: Nelumbo nucifera (sacred lotus)
Lineage: Eukaryota; Viridiplantae; Streptophyta; Magnoliopsida; Proteales; Nelumbonaceae
Product: alpha carbonic anhydrase 7-like
Biological process (GO): one-carbon metabolic process
Molecular function (GO): carbonate dehydratase activity; zinc ion binding
Source: RefSeq, a predicted model, not a curated record
GACUCGUGGUGGAUUGGUGUGCUGUAAGCCUGUAACCGGUACAUGGUUACCUUACUGAGGCUUACUCGUUUUCUGCACUCUGAUUUUUCUGGGACAAGGCCCGAACAAAUUGGACUCUCUUCUUUUUCUUUUCUUUUGUUCACACGCAGACGCAGUGGUUGAAUCCAAGAAACAUGUAAGAAAUUCUCAUUGUUUCUGUCCAAAGACCCUUUUCCCCCACGGUUUCUAUUUCUAUCUUCUUCACCUUCAUUAUAUAUAAAGCAGAGAGAGUUCUCUGGCUCUCCCGCAUUCCAACUCCAUCCUACAAAUUUGAGAUCUACCUGUGUUUGUUUCUCUGUCUUACGACUCAUUGGCUGUGAAACAUGAAGAAUCUAGGCAAACCCAUCUCCACAUUUGGCCUUCUUUGUCUGUUACUUGUCAUCCUGAAUGCAAGAUCAGCUGCCUCUCAGGAAGUUGAGGAUGAGAGAGAGUUUGAUUACUUGGAAGGCAGCGGGAAGGGGCCCGAUCAUUGGGGAGAGCUUCAUGAAGAAUGGGCGGCCUGUAAGAAUGGAGAUAUGCAGUCUCCAAUCGAUUUGUUGAACAAACGAGUGCAGGUGAUUCCAGCUUUAGGGAGAAUGAAGAGAAGCUACAAACCUUCUAUUGCAACUCUCAAGAAUAGGGGCCAUGACAUUGCGCUUCAAUGGGUAGGUGGUGGUGGAUCUAUUAACAUCAAUGGCACUGACUAUGUGCUCCAGCAAAGCCACUGGCACUCACCAUCUGAGCACACUAUUAAUGGCAGGAGGUUUGACCUAGAGCUGCACAUGGUUCAUGUAACCUCGGACACUAAAGCGGUCAACAAAAUAGCUGUGAUUGGAAUUCUUUACAAGAUCGGCCGGCCUGAUGAUUUCCUCUCUGAGUUGAUGAAGGGUAUAUGGUCUAUUGCUGAUAGCAAAGGAGAGGUGAAUGUGGGAGUGGUAGACCCAAGACACAUAAAGAUAGGCAGCAGGAAGUAUUACAGAUACAUGGGUUCCCUCACUGUUCCUCCAUGCACUCAAGGCGUUAUUUGGACUAUCAACAAAAAGGUGAGGACUGUUACCAGAGGACAAGUGAAGGCUCUGAGGGUGGCAGUUCACGAUUAUGCUGAAGAGAACUCAAGACCCCUGCAACUUCUCAACAAUCGCAACAUCCAACUCUAUCGGCCCCAGUCUUUGACACGAGACUUGGUUAACUGAUAGAUACUUGUUGAUAUUUUGGAAACGAUUGAGUUAAUUUUUGUUUAAUUACUUAUCAAUUUAAUUAUAUGUAUCGCAUUCUUUGACAUGAGAUGAGAUUAAUUAGCCAUUGCCAUUUGAUUUUUCAA